AUGCGCUUUCGCCGUCCCAAGCUCGAGGCCACCAAGUCGUCUGCUCAGCGCCCGCCUAUUCCACCUCCCAAGCUUGAGCUCGCCAAGCCGGUCCCGACGAUGCCGCCGCCUGCAACAUGGGGCUGGGGGCGCUUCAAGGCAAGGGUGUCAGCCAUUUUGCACCGAGACGCGCCCAGCUCGACGCUGCCCGCGCCCGGUUCGCCACCCGGCUACGCUAUCGGUGUUCUCCCCGACGAGGCCUUCUUCGAGAAGGUGGCGACGUACGAGGAAGAGUACCGCAACGUCAAGGUUUUCUGGUCCAUCCCCGAGUUCCAGAACCCCCAGCUCUGGGACCGCGGCAAGCUCUGUGGGUGGGAGUGGGGCCUCGCGCAGGGCUACGCUGACUGUGGCCAGCAGACGAGCGAGCUGGGUUCCGUCCUCUCAACCCUCGACUGGCACAAGGACGCAGUCGAGACGGCGUUGAAGACACUCGCGCGCUACCAGCCAGACUCGCCGAGCUGGAGCGUGAGCUCGAGUACGACGGACACGGCAUCGUUCCCAGGUUCGUACCCGUGGCCGGACGAGGAGGAGGAGUACGCCCCCGAGCCCGAGCCCCACGUGCGUGCAGCGGUCACAGACUACCUCAACGCCCAUUACGUCGCGCUGAGUGAGCUGAGGGACGAUGUGUCGCGCUGGCAGGCCGAGCUGCUCGCUGUCGUUGACAAGGUGUGA
This is a messenger RNA of Vanrija pseudolonga, 711 nucleotides long. RefSeq lists its product as uncharacterized. The coding region runs from base 1 to 711 and encodes 236 amino acids. The transcript is spliced from 3 exons. NCBI's taxonomy places the organism in Eukaryota, Fungi, Basidiomycota, Tremellomycetes, Trichosporonales, Trichosporonaceae. The record is from RefSeq and is a predicted model, not a curated record.